GAAGAUCUAUGGUUUUCCUGUAGAGAGCCUGUUCUCGUUCCCAGUCUAUGCUCUUCACAGGGCCGAUGGGCGGUCGGUGCAAACAUUCCACCUCCAUUACCUCACCCUCAGCGAAGGGGCCGCUGGGAUAGUGGAGGACUCGGGCUUUUCAGCCUUGCUUCAGCUCUCUAUUUAGCCGGCGGCGAGGCUGGGAUUGUUCGCCCGGUGUCACUGUGUAGUUUCCCUCCACAGCCUGCCUUGCUUCGCUUCGCCCCGCCCUGCUGGGUCUACUUCUUCGGUGCUCCCCCGCCCCGGCCCAUGGCUCCAUGAAGCGCGGGGCGGUAGAGGUGGCGGCGGCAGAGGUGGUGGCGGCGGGGAGGCAAGAGCAGAAGCGGCGGCGACGGUGGUUGGGCUGAAAAAGUGACUGGGGCAGAGAGCCGUCUCCGGGGCCAGGAAAAGAGAAGGUUUGGGGAACAGGAAUGGGCCGUGAGAAAAGAAAAUUCAUUCCAGAUAUAAAAUAAUUUCCCCUUCCACCUACCCACGACCCCCUUGGCAAUAACAAGGUGUCUGCUUUCAGGUUCUACAGUGCUCCAGACAGCAAGUGCUGAAUCAGGAUGGGAAAAAGACGCUGUGUUCCUCCACUUGAGCCCAAGUUGGCAGCAGGCUGUUGUGGGGUAAAGAAACCCAAAUUGUCUGGAAGUGGAACACACAGUCACGGGAAUCAAGCCACAACUGUGCCAGUCUCUAGUUCAGGUCCUCUUCAGAACCACCAGCAUGCAGAUGGGGGCAAUGGAAGGGAAAACGUAUCAGAUUUGACUUUGUGCCCUGGAAACACUCCAAUUACUCGAAUGAAUCCCACUUCAGGAGCUUUGAGCCCACUCGCCCAGCCUAAUGGAACUGCCAACAGCACCAAGAACCUAGUGGUGACAGCGGAGAUGUGCUGCUACUGCUUUGAUGUACUCUACUGUCAUCUUUAUGGUUUCCCUCAGCCACGACUUCCUCGGUUUACCAAUGACCCCUAUCCUCUCUUUGUGACGUGGAAGACAGGGCGAGACAAGCGACUUCGGGGCUGCAUUGGAACUUUCUCUGCCAUGAAUCUUCACUCAGGACUCAGGGAAUACACAUUAACCAGUGCACUUAAGGACAGCAGAUUUCCACCCCUGACUCGUGAAGAGCUGCCUAAACUUUUCUGCUCUGUCUCCCUCCUCACUAAUUUUGAGGAUGCCACUGACUAUUUGGACUGGGAGGUGGGAAUCCAUGGAAUCAGAAUUGAGUUCAUCAAUGAGAAAGGUGUCAAACGCACAGCCACAUACUUACCUGAGGUUGCUAAGGAACAAGAUUGGGAUCAGAUUCAAACAAUAGACUCCUUACUCAGGAAAGGUGGUUUCAAAGCUCCAAUUACCAAUGACUUUAGAAAAACUAUUAAACUCACCAGGUAUCGCAGUGAGAAGGUGACAAUCAGUUAUGCAGAAUACAUGGCUUCUCGUCAGCAUUGUUUCCAGAAUGGCACUCUUCAUGCCCCGCCCCUCUACAAUCAUUACUCCUGACACAAGGCUGCAUGACCAGUCCCGCCCCCCAGCUGCCACUAACAGCUAUGACAUCAUUGGAGCAGAUGCUUCCUCUUCCUGGUCCAGUUACUUCUAUUACUGCACCAUUUUAUGAUGCUAGCUUCCGUUGCCAAGUCUGCCUUCCAGCUGACUGAGGGGUUGGGGGAUACCAGUGAGUGCAACUGAACUCCUGGGGGGCCAAGCCUUACCUCUUCCUUGCUUCAGAAUGAAGGUCCAGUUGGGUUGAGGCUCCAAGACUAGCAGUUGCAGUUAGGUAGAAAGAACCUUGAGGAAUGGCAGUACCACUUCAGAUUGCUGUCUGUGUUAAAUUGCACUGUGUUUAUUUGAAUUGUUAAUUAUGACAGCCUCCUUGGAUCAAGUUGGAGAGUUCUCAUGGCAGUCUGGGCAACGGAGUCCAACAAAAGAUUUUUAGGUUAUUUUUUUUUAACCUCUGAUAUUUACCUACCAUGAGCUGAUCCUAACACAUCCCAGGCAAGCAGAUGACAUGACAUGUUGCAAGGAGGGUAUGUCUGCAGGGAUUCUUCCUCCUCCUUGCAGAAGAUGGCAAUUGCUUGACACCUUGAAGGGGAAAAACAAUUUACUGCAGAUAAAAUAAUUGUGUAUACAUAUUCAAGAGAUUUCAGUUCAUGCAUCUGGCUACCUUUGCUUUUGACAGUGAAGAAAAGUAGCCCUCUAGACAUGGACCCAUAAUACAUGCAUGAAGGUGUACUGGUUGUUUGUGGGAGUGGCUUAGGUUUCCUUUUCUCUCUGGAGUAUGAUCACUUUUUUCUUUGGGGCUGCUCUGGGUUUCUAACCUAAACAUUAGCAGCAGGGUCUGCAGUUGGAUUGGGGCAGGUCUGUUCCCCACAAAGCCAUUAUUAUAGUUCUAGAGGGAAAGUGUGAAAGUUGACAAAAGGAAGUAUCCAUUGGGGACUGUGUAUAACAGGCAGCAGCUUUCUCUGUCAAAAUCUGAUAUCCAGAUAAUGAAAUAUGAUAAAUACUGGCCUUUAAGUGGCUAUCUAAUACAGCUGUAUUGGUGAUUCGGCCCUAAAUCCAUAUACCUGGAAAUAAAAUCGGUUUAAAUUGAACUUGCUUCUAAGAAAAUAUGCUUAGAAUUGGAAUCUGAGAAAUGUUUGGCUGCCAAACUAGGUCUGUUAAAUCAGAUUCACUUUUUACUAUCUUACAGAUUUGUUUCCUUUCCCAUUAUUGCUUAAAAAUACCCAAAACACUAAGUAGUAAAUGAAUUCCAUCCUUUUCUGUUCACCAUCCCGGGUCUCUUGUAUGAGUUCCUGAAUGAUGUCAUGAAUGCAGCUGGCAUUAUGACACUUAUUAAAUGAAUCCACAGGAGCUAUGGAAUGGUAAUGUCUAAAUAUCUUUAUGAUUAUCUCUGAUGGGCAAAGAAAAUCCAGAAAAAAAGAAGCAUAGUAUAAUGGAUUUAAUGCCAUGUAUGUAGUAAAACUGGCUUUAUAGAUGGCUGAUUGGAAGGCAUUUAUUGAGAAUUCUCAAUAUAGAUACAUAUCUUCAAUCUUUAGGUUGAAUGAACAUUACCCUAGGAAGGGACAAAUGGCUCCUGUCUUUAAGAAAGCGUCAAGAGUUGCCUGAACAGAUGUUGAAUUUAUUCAAGUAUAAACAGACAUUAAUAGCCCAUAAUAUUAAACAGUAUUUGUCAUUACGUGGCUUGGCUGCGCAAAGAAAAAGGGAAGACUGCAAUUUGAUACCAUCUUAUUUGCAAUAGGACAGUUCACAAUCUAGGAAGUCUCUAAAAGUGCCAGCCUAAGUGGAGUUGCACCCUUUUAAGCUUGUUGAUGUCAGUGGACAAGAAGGAUGUAAUUCUGCAUAGGAUGGCACAGAAAAUCACAACUUUUAGCACUACUGUUCCUUAUGUUGCCCCAGAAGAAGAUGCAACCUUGAAUUUUAUUUGCCAAUGAAAAUUUACCUAGUUUUAAAAUGUGAAAAGGCACUCCUCCCAGAUAUCUGCAGUACCAACAGCUUUAGACUUGUACUUUGUGUGGAUUGCCACUUUCCCCUUCUGAUGAUGUUGAACUGUGUUUGGAUAUGAAGGGACUGUUUCAUGAUUUUCUGCUUCUGAGAAUAAAUUAGCCUUGUUACAAAUUAGAGUGAUUUUUUUUGCAGUUACUCUCCCAGACGCCCUGCCUGAACUGAUAGGAAACUGUAAAGGGGAGAGGUGGGUUCAGCUCUGGUCAUACCAUUCAUCUCGGCUCUCAGUAUUGAAACAUAGGGCUACACUACUUAAUAUUCAAGUGUUCUAUGUUAGAAUUUAAAUUGUAAAGAUUUUUUUAAAAGCAAAAAGGGGAAAAAAAUGGUGCUAAACUUUCACCCCUGAGCACAUUCGGUGAGACUGGUCAUGCAGGCAUAUAGUGCCAGGCUAUUCAAUCCUGCUUUUUCCUUUUCAGAUGUUUGCCCUGUUAUGUGUCUUCAGCAGUGUAAUAGUGUUAAUCAAUUUCAUUUUAAUGGUGGGGGGAGGGAGUUUAGGAGCCAGGUGGGGAGGGAGUUUUGCUGCCAAUCUAAAGACCAGACUUUUAGGAGUGACUUGACCUACUUGGUUUAAUUUUACCAUUACACCAAAGUAAGUUAAAUUGGUUUUGGAGUGAGAGGUGGUCUCAUUCCCUGCCCCUGUUUCCAUUCCAACCUACCAUCCCAGUGUCAAUGGAAAUGCCUCUGUUAAAGUUGGAUUGUGGUGUUUUCUUGUAGUAAGCAGCACAGCAACCAGGCCAUGAAGCACUAAUCAGCCCUCUGAGGAAAAGGGCCUAUUUAACAUUGGUCUCACACAGAAUCCUGUUACAGUGCAGCUGAAGAAGAGGUUAGGUGUUCCUGCAAAAUGUGUAGGGAGGGAGAUGGGCUGUACACAAAGAGAGCUUGCCUUCUGUAUCAUACAUAGCAGUAAUGUAUGGAAUGGAGCCCAAACUGAAAUGCACUAAUACGCGGUUUGACAAUAUGUGGGAACCAACAAAAUAGCCAAUAGAGAGCUAUCUUUUCUAGAGUCCUAGUCCGUUGUUUUCCUCAGCUGAAUAGUGAGUAAUCCGAUCAUGUCAAGACCUUAGCAAUAGCCUUCUGGUCUGACUGGGAACUGGCUCAUCCUUAGCUACAAGUAAGUGCCUUUUGGUCUUGAUGAGUUUAUUUCUGGAUAACUGUGGCUGGGAAUUUCCCUUACUACAGAGCCAUGUAUGUUUAGGGCUUUUUGGGGGGUGGGGGGAGGAUUUCUCAGUUACAUUCCCUAUUGGGAAUGUCUUUGAUCACUGUAGUCUAUUCAUUAUUUGGAUGUUUCCCUUGGUGGUAUUUCUUUUUUACAGCCAAUCUCAAUAGAGGCAUUUCAGUCUGAAAGAUUUUAAGGCCAAACUAUCAUAUCAGCAGAUACCAGGUUGGCUCAUACAGAUCUAUUCUGUUAACCAUAGCACCUUCUUCUGCUGCAAGGUGCCUUUCUCUUAUACAAGAGCCUCUUUCAGUAGCCACUUUUGUCAGAGAAAGUAUUUGUGCUAGAGAAAUGUGCUGCCAUUAGCAGUGGUUCUGCAGGACCCAAUCCAUCACAUCUGCUGAUAAGGGCAAAGUAUUCUAUAAAUUUUAAUAUUCAGGGUUUAUUAGAUUUCACAUUUGUUUUCUCUAAUUCAUCUUGACAUCACAGUCUUCAUUUGACUGCUUUCUGUUCUGUUCUGUUUUAUUUUUCAGAGGCAAAAUGGUUAAGGUUUGGUUAACUUGAGUUUAUUUCCUUUUAAAGCAAGGAACCUCCUUUGACCUUCAUUGCAGAGAUGUCAGACCAAUACUUUGUUAUUACACUUGGUUGCCUCCUAGCUAUAUAACUUCUGAGUGUAAAUCAUUGAACUUUACCCUCUAAUGAAGUAUUGUAGAAAAUAAAUUGUAAUGGAUA
Molecule: messenger RNA, 5409 nt
Organism: Heteronotia binoei (common prickly gecko)
Lineage: Eukaryota; Metazoa; Chordata; Lepidosauria; Squamata; Gekkonidae
Gene: AMMECR1L
Product: AMMECR1 like
Exons: 8
Coding region: 594-1526 (310 amino acids)
Source: RefSeq, a predicted model, not a curated record